AUGUCAUAUCCAUAUCCAAACCAAUCAAUGGAUCAAUUGGCUAACGGUGUUCAAAAUUUGAAUAUUGAACAACAACAAGCACAACAACCAGUCGCUGCUGCUCCAGGUGCUACUGCCGGUAGAAAGAAGAGGCCAGCUAGAGCUUACCAUGAUUUGAAUCAAAAUAAUGCAGCUCAAGCUCAAUUCCAAUCACCUGUACCGCCUCAACAAUUUGGUCUACAACAACCUUUCCAGACUCCGGUUGACUCAACUCAAACUUUCAAUCCAGCUGCAUCUCAAGUUGGAGGUACACCAAAUUCUUUUACCCCAGGCAUUCCUGUUGCUGGUGCUCCAAUAACACCAGGAUUUGGUGAUCCAUCAGCUCCUACUCAACCAAGCUACAAUUCUGUUCAACCUGAAAACUCUGGUGAUUCGUUAUCUGUUCCAUAUCAAAGAAAAAUUCAAGAAAAUGAAUACGCAUUUACACCAUUCAAAACAUUUGAAAAUACCGUCCCUCCAACUGCUACAACAAAAUUCACUGCUGUUGAUCAAGGUACUGCUAGUCCAAGAUUCAUGAGACUCUCCAUGUACAAUGUUCCAUCCUCUGAAGCAUUGAGAAAUUCAACAAAAUUACCAUUAGGUUUAACAGUUCGCCCAUUUGCUCCUUCUGAAUACAACGAAGAACCUGUUCCAGAAGUUGAUUUAACACAAAUUGAGGGUCCACCUCGUUGUCGUCGUUGUCGUACAUAUGUUAAUCCAGGUAUGGCUUUCACUCAUGAUAAUAAGAUGGUUUGUAACAUGUGUAAAUUUCCAACACCAUUGCCAUAUGAAUAUCAAUCACCUUUAGAUGUUAGUGGGCGCAGAAUGGAUGCCCCAUUAAGACCUGAAUUGCAUAAGGGAACUGUGGAUUUUAUAGUCCCAAAUAGUUAUUGGGAAGAAGAAGGUGUUCAACCUAAUACUUUGCAUCAUGUAUUCUUAAUUGAUGUUAGUGCUCCAAAUGAAGUUAUCAAAUCAACUACAGAAUCUGUUAGAUCAACAUUACAAUCUAUACCUGCUGGUGUCAAAGUUGGUAUCAUCACAUAUGAUGAAAGAAUACAGUUUUAUAAUCUUCAAUCUGAGCAAUGUUCAGUCCAUAUCGCAUCAGAUCUUGAGGAUCCAUUCGUUCCAAUAAAUGAAGGUUUAUUUGUUGAUCCACAAGAAAAUAUUUUCCAAAUUGAAGAUGCUUUAAAUAAAAUUGAAGAAAUCUAUGCUGAAUUCAAAUCAGCUUAUGUUGCAUAUGGUGCCGCAUUGAAAUAUGCUUUAUAUGCAUUGGGAACCGUUGGUGGUGGUAAAAUAACAGCUACUUUAACCAAAAUUCCAGGUAAAGGUCCUGGUACCUUACUAAAUCCAAACAAUAAAGAUUCAAGUCCUGAAGUUUUCAAAACAUCUAAUGAUUAUUAUAAUAAAUUAGCUGAUGAAUUUGUUCAAAAAAAUGUUAGCUUAGAUUUAUUUGUCAUUUCUAAAAGUGCUGUUGAUCUAAUAAAUUCCGGUAUAAUCACCAGUAAAACAGGAGGUGUACUCAAAUUAUACUCCAAUUUUGUUCAAGAAAGAGAUGAAUUUUUAUUUAAUGAAGAGUUCAAAAAAGCUGUCUCUAGUACACAAGGUUAUCAAGGUCAACUGAAAAUUCGUUGUUCAGGUGGGUUACAAGUUGCUAAAUAUUAUGGUAAUUUUGAUUCCAAGGCUUCUGUGGAUCCAAAAAUCCCUGUUGUUGGAUCUGAACAACAAUUUUCAGCAUUAUUCCAAUAUGAUGAUGAAUUAAAUGAAAAAGAAGAUGCUCACUUCCAAGCUGCUUUAUUAUAUACAGGUAUUGAUGGUAGAAGAAGAGUUCGUGUUGUAAAUAUGGUUGCAGCUGUUACAAAAGAUGUUAAAGAUGUAUUUGCAUUUGUUGAUCAAGAUGUUGUCUUGGAUAUUAUCAUUAAAGAUUGUUUGAGUUAUUUUAGUAAACAACAUGCAACAGAAAUCAAAGUUUCAUCUACUCAUAAAUUAGUUGAAGUAUUCACACAAUAUCGUGGAUUAGUUGUUAAAAAUAAUGCAUUACCAACUCAGUUGAUAUUCCCGGAUAGUUUGAAAACUAUUAUUUCAUAUAUUAAUUCAUUCCAAAAAUCCAAAAUAUUUAGAGUUUCAAUUCCAAAUAAUUCUAAAAUUUAUGACUAUUAUCAAUUAAAUUCUCUCACAUUAGAUAAAUUAUUAUUAAAACUAUACCCAAGAGUUAUUCCACUACACAGUUUAGCUGAAGAUGAUUGUAUUUAUGAUGAAACUACAGGUUUUUUCAAUUUACCAAUAAAUUCAAAAGCAUCAUUACAAAAUUUAGAUUAUGGAGGUGCAUAUUUCAUAUUUAAUGGAGAAAAGUUAUAUUUAUGGAUUCAUAAUGCAGUUAAUGAACUAUUAGUUAAAGAUUUAUUAGGCGUUGAAGACUUAAAAGCAUUAUCACCAUUAACAAAUGAAUUACCAGAAUUGAACACACAUGUCUCAUUACAAGCAAGAAAUUUGAUCAAUUUUUACAAAACUCAAUUGGGUUACAACACUUUAACAUAUCAAUUAUGUAGAGUUGGUAUUGAUGGUUCUGAAUUUGAAAUUGCAGAUUUAUUAGUUGAAGAUAAAACAUUAGAUAAAACACAAAGUUAUACAGAAUUUUUAACUAAUGUUCAUAAGCAAAUUAAAGAUCAAAUAGAACAGGAUAAAGUUAUCAAAUCAAAAGAAGUAAGUCUCGAAGAUGUUAACUUGGCACAAAGAUAUUUGAACAUUUAA
Molecule: messenger RNA, 2766 nt
Organism: Hansenula ciferrii
Lineage: Eukaryota; Fungi; Ascomycota; Saccharomycetes; Phaffomycetales; Wickerhamomycetaceae
Gene: SFB3
Product: Sfb3p
Exons: 1
Coding region: 1-2766 (921 amino acids)
Biological process (GO): endoplasmic reticulum to Golgi vesicle-mediated transport; intracellular protein transport; COPII-coated vesicle cargo loading
Cellular component (GO): COPII vesicle coat; endoplasmic reticulum exit site
Molecular function (GO): SNARE binding; zinc ion binding
Source: RefSeq, a predicted model, not a curated record